AUGAAUAUGCAACAGCAACCAAGGAUGCCAAAUAUGCAACAGAAGCCAAGGAUGCCAAAUAUGCAACAGCAGUCAAGGAUGUCGUAUCCACUUUAUGGCAUGCCACUCGAAAUGGGAUUCGACCAAGGAUUUAUCCCUCAGCCGAACCAAGUAAACAACAAUGUGGUUCAAAAACAUCAGCAGAACAAUCAUCAAGGAGGAGGUCAAGACCGACCGGUUCGGCUCAAUGAGUUUCAAAAUUUGGUUGAAGAUCUUAUGGGAGUCUUACCGAGACGGGUGGAAAGACCAAGUUAUGCUAAACUGUAUCCUGCAUAUAUCGAUACCACCUCGUACCCAGCAGGAUAUCGCAUUCCCUCAUUCACAUUGUUCUCUGGAGAUGCAUAUCAAUGCACUGUAGAACACAUUGGCCGUUUCACGGCCCAGUACGGAGAAGCUAGCUCUGACGACAACAAGCUAAGGUUAUUCGUCCAUUCCCUCACGGGACCAGUCUUCACUUGGUUCAUCAAUCUCCCACCCAACUCAGUGAAUAGUUGGAGAGAAAUGGAAUGA
Rosa rugosa (rugosa rose) is the source of this 549-nucleotide messenger RNA. RefSeq lists its product as uncharacterized. Bases 1 to 549 code for a protein of 182 amino acids. Lineage: Eukaryota; Viridiplantae; Streptophyta; Magnoliopsida; Rosales; Rosaceae. The transcript has a single exon. The record is from RefSeq and is a predicted model, not a curated record.